This is a messenger RNA of Cololabis saira (Pacific saury), 5007 nucleotides long. RefSeq names its product sema domain, immunoglobulin domain (Ig), transmembrane domain (TM) and short cytoplasmic domain, (semaphorin) 4F (gene sema4f). The record is from RefSeq and is a predicted model, not a curated record. The transcript has 15 exons. Gene Ontology annotation, biological process: negative chemotaxis; negative regulation of axon extension involved in axon guidance; neural crest cell migration. Bases 637 to 3192 code for a protein of 851 amino acids. Gene Ontology annotation, molecular function: semaphorin receptor binding; chemorepellent activity. Lineage: Eukaryota; Metazoa; Chordata; Actinopteri; Beloniformes; Belonidae.
CGCGUCACCGUCACAUUAUUACUGCGCUCCAGCCUCGCACGACACGGCGCACAUCCCGGACCUCAAAGCCCCUUUACAAGGGUUUCCUGCGUGAAUUUAUUCCAGUAAAUUUAAGAGAGAAGUCUUGGUUUGUUUUAAUAGCAGCGGGACAGACUGCACCAGGCGACACCAGGGCACGGACCCGACCCGAGGACGAGCGGCGCUGGACAUUAUUCCUGCCUGGGAGGAGUGCACUUUGGACCACUUUUGCACGCUCUUUCUGACCAGAAUUCAUAUAAAUAUCACCACUGUAUCCGGUUUUUCUGUUUUUCAGUGUGACAUAUUUCUUUAGAUAAUUAUAUUGGUGGGUUUUGCACGGAGCGGAUGCGAACAGCCCGGUGCGCUUUGUGCGGAAGGCAGUGACGCGCACACAGUAACCUGUGGCAGAGUCACACACAGGACGCGUUUGUUUAAUUUAGACACCAAUCGCAUCAACCUUCUACAUCCCAGAAUUGGACCGAGUCCCAAGUCAUUUGGAAGUCAGACAAGCCUGCGAACCCGGAUCGGGGUCAGGAUGCAUCUCAGCUGAAAGCACGGGAACCGGACUUUGCUGUUCCUGUCAGAUCUUAGGAGGCUGGAGCAGGAGGCUGGAGCAGGAUGCCUCUCGGUGGCGUGAUGCUCAUCCUUCUCCCGCUGUGCUUCCUUCUUCCCGGCGGCUCCCGGACAGCUUCUCUGAGCGGACUUGGAGACACCAUUCUGGGUCCAGAGACGUUCAAGGGUGUGAGCAACUUCAGCACCUUCCUGCUGGACCGUUCGUCAGGAAUGCUCUUCCUGGGCGCCAGGGGCGCCAUCCUGGCCGUGAAUAUCCACAACCUGAACCUACCGCCAAAAAAGAUUGUUUGGGACGUGCCGGAGGAGAAGAGGAGGUCUUGUGUGACAAAGGGAAAGACAGAGGCGGAUUGCAACAACUACAUCCGAUUGCUGGAAUUCCUGGGAGAUGGACGCAUCUACGUGUGUGGCACCUACGCCUUUGAACCCCAGUGUGCCUUCUUGGAGCUCUCUUCCUUCACCUUAGAGGAAGCUGAAGAUGGAGGGGUGAAGAUGGAGAUGGGGAAGGGCAAGUGUCCCUUCGAGCCUAGUCAGCAAUACACAGCUCUCAUGGCAGAUGGUGUCCUGUACACAGCGGUCACCAGUAACUUUCUGGGAACACAAUUCGACAUCUCCCGGGCAACGGGCCCUGAGCAGGCGCGCAUCCGCACUGAGCAAUCCAUCAACUGGCUCAGCGACCCAGAGUUUGUCAGCUCAUCCUUCAUAGAGGAGUCUCCAGACAGCAACCCAAUGGGAGACGAUGACAAAAUCUACUUUUUCUUCACUGAGAUGGCCAAAGAGUAUGAUCUAUACACCAAAGUCAAAGUGCCAAGGGUGGCACGAGUCUGCAAGUCUGAUGUGGGAGGGAUGAAGACUCUGCAGCGACGUUGGACCACUUUUCUCAAGGCCCAGCUAGUGUGUGAGGACAAACCCAGCGGUCAGCGCUAUAAUAUCCUCACGGAUGUUUUCACCAUGCAGCACACUGCAGGCGACCCCAGUAGCACACACUUCUACGGACUGUUCACGUCCCAGUGGGAACCCGAAGAAGUGUCAGCUGUGUGUGUUUUCAGUCUCUCUGACAUCAGCAAAGUCAUGGAUGGACCUUUUAAAGAGCUGAAAAAGACUUGUGAAAACUGGAUAAAUCCUGAACCCGUCCCCUCCCCAAGGCCUGGCCAGUGUUUGAAUAGUGCAUUGAAGGCUGAAGGAUUUGAGUCCUCCUUGAAACUCCCUGACAAAGUGCUGACGUUUGUGCGGGACCACCCUCUGAUGGAGAACAGUGUCACUGCAGCGCCCCAGUUGGUCCGGAAGGGAAUCAGGUACACCAAACUGGCUGUAACCCUGAUGGAAAGCGCAGAGGGGCGGCGAGGGGCGGUGCUGCAUCUUGGAACAGAUCGCGGGGAGCUCCACCGGGUGGCAGUAGUUGACGAAAAUGCUACUCUACUGCAGGAAAUUCCUCUUUUCACCUCACAGGAGCCUGUUAACAACAUAUUACUGCAUCAGGGCCAGGCUUUGGUGGGCAGCCCCUUGUCCGUGGCUCGAAUCAAAGCCGAAGGCUGUGCUCUGUAUCCCAGCUGUGAGGUGUGUGCUAGAGCUAGAGGCCUGGGCUGCGUGUGGAAUACAACACUUGGAGCCUGCAGGCUCACGCAACAAGACCCUGGUCCGGGUGACGUGGUGGAUAAUGCAUUGAAAAAGUGUCAUACCCAAGAGGGGCGUUGCCGGCCGUCCAUCAGGGAGCUGCGGGUCUCCAUGGGACUGCGUGUGUUGCUGCCAUGUGUCCAGCUAUCUCCCAGACCCUGUAGUUGGGAGCAUCCUCCUCAAAGACACACCAGACAGCACCACUCUGAUUUGGUGGUGACUGUUGCUGAGGAGAGCUUGGGGAAAUACAUUUGCACAUGCCAGGAGGGCGGCCCAGGAGUCAGAGACCCUACCCCUUGCCGUCGAGCAGUUUACACUCUGUCGCUAGAGGACCCCAGUGCCGGAGGAUCAGUUGAUAGAGCAGGAAGUCGUCACAUCCUGGCCAUCUACAUUUUUUUCUUCUGUGGGGGUUUACUGUUUGGUGUAUGCCUCUUUUACUUCGUGAAUAGGAAGCGAAACAAUCUCCGCCAGGGGCACCACAAGCCAGAUAAUUCUCUGUCCUCAGAGAAGGGGCGGGAUCUGCUGGGCUCCUCGGCUACUCCGCAGUCGCCCAGCAGCGCCAGUCUGCUGUCUGAGGCGUUCCGGCAGACGGAAAAACGGAAUGGGACGACAACUUCCACCACAACAACGACGCUUCUCAGUAGUCAGGGCAAUGGUGGCCACCAUGGCAACAGCUACACUGGUACCCUGAUCCCCAGUAAUCCCAGCAAUGGACAUUCCCUAUAUGGCAAUUGCAACACAAGUACUAGUGGGAUGAAGCUCUCCUCAGACAUUUCAGACAUUGCAGACGUGUUGGAUGGAAGGACAGGGGAAAAGGAGCGGAUGAGACCUGAAGGGGGAGAGAGGGAGUCCGGGGAGGGGGAUGAGGUGGAUGAUGAGGUGGGAGAUGUGUUAAGAGAUGGGAUUAAAGGACUAGAGGAGGAGCUUGCCAGCCUUCCUAGCUAUAACUCGUCCGCACCACUGGCUCAGGGGGAAGAAAGCUCAAUAUGAAAAGAUGAUGCAACCAUGUUGUUGACUGAACCAUUUUGCAUCCUGUAAAUAAACUGAAUAUUGCUGGGAUAAAUGCAAAGUGAGCACUGCCAAAUGCCUUUGAAUGGCAGCUGUGGCAUGAAGAGAGACUACAGAGAUUUAUGAGAAAAUACAAGUUUAUGCCUAAGCAUGUGAGAGAGCUUCUAUCUAUGGAGGUAAGUGCAAGACAGAAAACAUGUAGUUGACCACUUAUUGUGAGUCGCUCAGGAUGAGAACCACAGCUAAAUAAAUAUGUUGGAUGUAAAUUUAAAAUGUAAAUAUAACCAGUCUGAAUUUGACUGUGAACAAAAAAGUGAAUGGAUUGUCGCAUAAUGUCAACGUUACAAGCAAAGAUGAAAUGCCUACAUUUGUAGACAUGGAAAAGCCAUAUUUCUCCUAAUGUCCUAUGAUCCCUCAUUCACUUCUGAUGGAACUGCAAAAGAAAAGUGCACUUUUCUCUCGGCACCUUUCUCUGUUGGUAUUUGUUAUUUUCUCUCUGACCCAGCACUCCAAUCCCAAACCUUGAUGGAUCCAAAGGCACCAAAGGACUGUUGAGCCAUAUGCUGUCCAGUCAAACUGCACUGGGCCUGGGCCUCAAAGAUAAAGUGAUGUCAUUAUCAAAGACUGGAGAAGUGUAAAUUCACUGCAGCGCCUUCAGCAACUGGGACAGAGCUGUCGUCGUUUACGCUGAAGAAGCUUCCAAGAGGCGGAUACAAUCAAGAUUUGCUUUGUGGAGCAAAUUUGAGAAUGAUGCAAGAAGCUGUCACUGUUUUGACUUACCAUUGCUGAAAUAGAAAGAAAACUCUUUCAGGUUACAGUAUGUAAAAUGUAUUUGGGGCUUGAAGUGUGUAGCCUGGCCAGCCAUAGGCAAUUGCUCUUGUGAGAUGGAUUUCAUACCCCUCCCAUUCCCAACCAUUUCCACCGGUACAGAACACACCAGAUCAAUCACAAAGGAGUAACUCAUAGAGGAGCAUCUCAUGCUCAGCUCAACCAAGACGGUGACAGAAAUGCUCAACAGGUUUUUUACCCCACACCUGAAAAGAGUCAUGAAGAGUCUGGUUCCCACCCUGCCUACUAAGUCACAUGCUUAAUUUCUGAUUGGUUGAUUGCCUAUCCAAUAAUGUCCAGAGGCCGUUUCUGUUGCUAAUGGUCUCCAGAAAUCAAAACUGAAUCCAGAGAACCCAGACUAAUUCUUUGUAUUAAAGACAAUAAUAAUUAGGAUGGCUGGUCAGGCUACAAAGAAUGGACCUUUGAUACUUAAAGACACCAUCACCUCAUUUUGUGAAUGCAUUUCAAGAUAAAUGUGUUGUUUUUGUCAUGCUGUUUUGUAAUAAAACAUUUAAACCGUGGUUGGUAUCCUGUUGCUAUAUUGUGUGUGGUGAAGUCCCGAGAUUGAGAAAUGUAAAGAUUCUAACAAGCUGUGGUGCCUCCCUCUUCUGUAUGGACCAACCUUUGAGUGAACCUAACAGAUGAAUAGAUUAAAUCCCCUGACCUGUGAAGGAGCCAGAGGGGAAGACUGAUUAUGACCUCCAAUGGAGGGAAACAUGUAAAGGUGAUUAUGAAUACUGGUACAGUUGUACUACGGACAGUUGUGGAGUACUGCAAGCUUCUGUUCUUGGACUGACACUUUUCUCCUUAUAUAUGCUUCCUUAAGGAAAUGUCAUUAAGAAACAUAAGAUCCAAUUUUUUUUACUGUGUUUUCACUGUGCAGAUGAUGCUCACAGCUGUAUUUGUCCUUGCAACAACGUGAUGCUAAUUAAAUAGCCUUAUUGGAAGUAUGCAAUAAAAUUGUAACGG